AUGCCACUGACUGGUUUGAUGGUAAUGAAACAAGCUAGAAAAUACCAUGAAGAACUGAACAUUGAAGGCGAGUGUGAAUAUUCAGAAGGUUGGCUGCAGAAAUUUAAGAAGCGUCAUGGUAUAAAAUAUCUGAAAAUCUGUGGUGAAAAAGCUUCUGCUGAUUAUGAUGCAGCUGAACGUUACAUUGAUGAAUUUGCCAAGAUGGUAUCUGAUGAUAAGCUUAGUCCGGAGCAAAUAUACAAUGCUGAUGAAACAGCUCUCUACUGGCGCUACAUCCCUAGAAAAACAUUAACAACGGUUGAUGAAAGAGCACCAUCAGGUUUCAAGGACGCUAAGGACAGGGUGACUGUUCUUGGGUGUGCAAAUGCUGCAAGCACACGCAUGUUAAAGUUGGCAGUGCUUGGAAAAAGCCAACGUCCAAGAUGUUUUAAAGGUGUAACAAAUCUACCUGUGCAUUAUUAUGUAAACAAGAAUGCAUGGGUAACCAGAGAAAUGUUUACCAAUUGGUUCAAUAACCAUUUCGUACCAGCUGCACGAGCUCAUUGUAGGAAAGCUGGACUGGUAGAAAACUGCAAAAUUUUAUUGCUCCUAGACAACUGUUCCGCACAUCCCCCUGCUGAAGUUCUUGUGAAAAAUAAUGUUUUUAGCAUUUAUCUUCCCCCCAAUGUGACAUCUUUAAUACAGCCUUGUGACCAAGGAAUUUUGCGCUCAAUGAAGACAAAGUAUAAAUACUUUUUUCUGAACUGCAUGCUUGCUGCAGUCAACAGAGGCGUAGAUAUCAAAGACUUCCUGAAAGAGUUCACUCUUAAGGAUGUCAUUUAUGCACUUGUUAAUGCUUGGAAAGAUGUAACUAAAUCAACAUUAAAAAAUGCAUGGCACAAACUUUGGCCUGCAACAAUGUUCGAUGAAAAUGAGCCUGCAGAUGAAGACGAGAUGAAGAUGAUAUCAAACCUCAUUGCUUAUGCCAAAAGUGUUGCAACAGAAAAUGUAAAUACGUUAGAGUCAGCUGAUAUCGAAGAAGUGCUGAAUGUUGACAAUGACGCACUUGUUGUGCAUUCCUUGAGUGAUGGAGAAAUUGCUGAAAUGGUGUUAGAUAACAAUAAGCAUGAGGAUAGUACAGGUAGUGAUGAGGAUGAUGACAUUGUGAACACAGGUGAAAAAACGCCCAUAGAUGAUAUGGUAAAACUGUGUGAUCAGUUAAUUGGUGGCAUGGAACAACGUACAUUUAUCAGUGCCCAUGAGAUUAUGGCAGUUUAUUCAAUCAAAGAGAGACUGCUUAGACAGAAACCUCUGUUAAUGAAACAUAUGACACUGGAGGAAGUCUUUAAGCCCGAGAACGAUGGUCACGAUGGGAAGCCCGAAGACGAUGGUCACCAUAACAACGAUGACGACAUUGAUCUACCCUCUUCUCCAGGAUCCUCAAACUAG
Messenger RNA from Amblyraja radiata (thorny skate), 1428 nucleotides. RefSeq names its product jerky protein homolog. The transcript has a single exon. Gene Ontology annotation, cellular component: nucleus. Bases 1 to 1428 code for a protein of 475 amino acids. NCBI's taxonomy places the organism in Eukaryota, Metazoa, Chordata, Chondrichthyes, Rajiformes, Rajidae. The record is from RefSeq and is a predicted model, not a curated record. Gene Ontology annotation, molecular function: DNA binding.